Molecule: messenger RNA, 3735 nt
Organism: Brenthis ino (lesser marbled fritillary)
Lineage: Eukaryota; Metazoa; Arthropoda; Insecta; Lepidoptera; Nymphalidae
Source: the annotation of a GenBank genome assembly
AUGGGGGCUCAGCAGGCGAAGGAACGCGGAACGGCCAGCGGCGCGUCCAUGCGUUCGGCAAGAAACAAGCCCCGGGUGCCCAAAGACCCCCGCAUGCUUGGCUCGAAUAUUUUUACUGAACAUAGCGAGGCUCUCCUGCAGAGUCGGCCCUUGCCGCAUAUCCCAGAUUUGCCGGAUGGUGAAGGUGCCUCCGCCGCGCCAGCCACGCCUCAGCCUCUUGACUCCGCCAAUAGAUGGACCUCAAAAGAAAAUUUGUUAGCACAUCAUGAAGAAGAUGACCCUCAACUGUUUGUUGCGCUAUACGACUUUCAAGCGGGAGGCGAGAAUCAACUUAGCCUUAAGAAAGGUGAACAAGUUCGUAUAAUGAGCUACAAUAAAAGUGGGGAGUGGUGCGAAGCUCAUACACUUUCUGGCGGCGUCGGUUGGGUUCCAAGCAACUACGUCACUCCAGUGAACUCCUUGGAAAAGCAUUCCUGGUAUCAUGGGCCUAUAUCACGGAAUGCUGCGGAGUACCUGUUAUCUUCAGGGAUUAAUGGCAGCUUCCUCGUACGCGAGUCCGAGUCUAGUCCUGGCCAAAGAAGUAUAUCAUUACGCUACGAAGGUCGUGUCUACCAUUACCGUAUUAACGAGGACUCUGACGGCAAGGUGUAUGUAACGUCGGAGUCGAAGUUCGGAACGCUCGCCGAACUGGUACACCAUCACUCAGUACUAGGGGAUGGUUUGAUCACACAAUUGCUUUAUCCGGCACCGAAACGUAACAAGCCGACUGUGUUCCCCCUCGCACCGCCGGACGAGUGGGAAAUAGACCGGACCGACAUUGUCAUGAAACAUAAACUCGGUGGCGGCCAAUAUGGAGACGUAUACGAGGCCGCCUGGAAGAGGUGCAAUAUGACGGUGGCGGUUAAAACUCUGAAAGAUGACACAAUGGCCCUCAAAGAUUUCUUGGAGGAAGCCGCCAUAAUGAAAGAGAUGAGACACCCAAAUCUCGUUCAACUGCUCGGAGUAUGCACGCGAGAACCUCCAUUCUACAUCAUUACGGAGUUCAUGAGUCGCGGCAACCUCUUGGACUAUCUCCGUACAGGCAACCGCGAGUACAUCGACGCGGUAGUGCUCAUGUACAUGGCUACGCAAAUCGCAUCCGGCAUGAGCUAUCUGGAGAGCCGCUCUUUUAUACACAGGGAUCUGGCGGCUCGUAACUGCCUAGUGGGGGAGAACCAUCUGGUCAAAGUGGCCGACUUCGGGCUCGCUCGUCUAAUGCGCGACGACACUUACACCGCUCACGCCGGUGCCAAGUUCCCUAUCAAGUGGACUGCGCCCGAAGGCCUAGCAUACAACACCUUCAGUACUAAGUCCGAUGUAUGGGCAUUUGGGAUACUGCUGUGGGAAAUAGCGACAUACGGCAUGUCCCCAUACCCCGGAGUUGAUCUCGCCGAUGUCUACCAUAGACUUGAGAAGGGCUAUCGUAUGGAGUGCCCACCCGGCUGCCCGGUGGCCGUGUACGAGCUCAUGAGCGCUUGUUGGCAGUGGAACCCCACUGACCGCCCUUCCUUCCGCGAAAUACAUCACGCGCUUGAACACAUGUUCCAAGAUAACUCGAUCACUGAAGAAGUGGAGAAGCAGCUUCAGGAGGGUGUGUGCGGCACUCCACAGAUGUCGAUCAAGAAGGGCGCGGGGCCCGCCGCCGAGCGGGUCCAAAUGCGCCGCCCUACCAACCGGCGUGGCAAGCAGGCGCCUACACCGCCUAAGCGUACCAGUCUGUUGUCAUCGUGCAGCUCAUUCCGCGAGUCUCAAUACGCGGCGGAGGAUCAUGGCGGCCAUGACGACGGGCUUGCGUCGCUCAAUGGCGGGGGUCGAGGUGGGGGUCGCGAGGCGUCGUCUGAGGGGUCGUUAGCAGAGGCGACCCCGGACACUGACGAGUCAGGGGGUAUAGGAGUGUCGGAACAUCGUCACAGGUCGAAGCGGAGGCACCACGUGCACGCGCAACCCUCACAUCACCCGCCCGCGCACGAUCUGCAGCCAAAGCCAGGAGUCCAGGUUGCAGCAUUAGAAGUGCAAAAUGUGAAACGGGCCAUCAACAGAUACGGAACAUUGCCGAAGGGAGCUCGAAUAGGAGCGUUUUUAGAGUCGCUGAGGCAGAGCGGCGGCAGCGGUGCCCCGUGUAUGCGCGAGCCGCUGCAGGACGAGGCGCGCUCGCUCUCGCCGCGCACCGCCCGCGCGCAGCCGCACAUGAUACGCUCGAACUCGUCUGGCGGCGUGACUGCGCCCGCCCCCGCCUCCCCGCGCGCCUCUCGCGCACCGCCGCCCCUCCGCUCCUUCACCAACAGCCCCGCCAAGCCUAGACCGAGGCUCGCCGAACUAGAGUUCCCUCCACCACCCCCCGACCUACCUCCGCCACCAGAAGACGCAGCGCAGCCGCCGCCUCCCCCACCCCCGCCAGACUGCUGCCGCGACGCCGGCACAGACACCGGGGACAAGUACGAUGAACAUGCAAUGAUGCUACACGAGCGCAACGACGUUGAAGAUAAACCAGCGAAGCAAAUCAUGAAGGAAAUGCUUGAGUUGAAAUUGGUCGCCGAAAUUAAAGAGCGAGCUGACAAGAAAAAGCAUAAGCUCAAGGAGUCCCCUCCACCUCACGAAGUCAUUGAAAUGCAUACGUCGUUUGGCGAUCCCGUCACACGACUAGUAUCUGAACUCUCCGAGAGUCUCAACAUUGAAGCUCUGCGUAAAGCGGAGAAAAAGAUCGAACCACCGAAAGCCAUCGACAAUGGAAAAGAUACCAUUUCUCCUAUUGAUCUCAAAGCGAGUCUCAGGAAGACCUCAUUUAGUAACAAUGUCGAAAGGAAAUCUGAAUUCGAAGGUAAAACAGAUUUUAAAUCACAACUAAAGAAGGUUGACACAAAUAGAAUUAACAUCUCAAGCAAAGAUGUCGAGGAGCCCGGCCGCUCCAUAAUUGAUUUUAAAUCCCGAUUGAGGAAAGUUGACGGCGGCGCGCCCGCCACCAAUGGUACAGCCAAGAAACAGGAGCAAAGUUCUCCCGAUGACUCUAGGAAGGAUACCUCGAGCAAAAGCGACGAUUCCGACAAAAAACGAUCUGAGAGUGGAUCUCUCGACACCAGUGGUGGUGACGACGAGGAUAAAAGACGAAGCACCGGCAGCAUCAGCAGCCUUAAAAAGUUGUGGGAGAGUAAAGAGACAGAUGAGCGGUUGAGUCCAAAAAUGCGGCCGAAGGGAGAGGAGAGUGAAGAAGGUUCUCCAGAGGAAAGAAGUGGGUUGGCUCUUGGUCGAAGCGCUAGUGUGCAGGUCCGUCGUGGUGACGACAAGCCGGCUGUGGCCAGCAAGCCGGCAGUACGGGCGCGCCCGUUGCCCAAGACCGGCAUAUACGCGACCCCACUCGCGCCCCCCGCUACUGAUGGAGAUGAAGACGCUCUCGCCGCCUUAAGGACUUCCCUGGAGUGGUGUACCAAUGAGGUGCGUCGCGGGUGCGGCGGUGGCGGCGGCGGGCGCGGCUCGCUAUGGCGGCUGCAGACGUCCGAGCGGCUGGCUCGCCUGGGCGGCGCGUGCGCGACGGCUGCGGCCGCGUCCCGCUGCGCGCCGCAGCUACGUGUGCAGCUGCGGGCGGCCGCGGCGCGGCUGGAGGCGGAGGCGCGCGCGCUCGCCUCGCCCGCCCCCCAUCACCACCACCUCGCUGACGGCGUCGAGCAGGCCCUCAGGGAUUUGGCUACUAUCGUACAUAGG